Salvia hispanica is the source of this 1277-nucleotide messenger RNA. RefSeq names its product pelargonidin 3-O-(6-caffeoylglucoside) 5-O-(6-O-malonylglucoside) 4'''-malonyltransferase-like. The record is from RefSeq and is a predicted model, not a curated record. Lineage: Eukaryota; Viridiplantae; Streptophyta; Magnoliopsida; Lamiales; Lamiaceae.
AAAAAAAAUUUGUGUGUCCUAACAUGAAGAAGAUCAACAUAGUAAGAAGAAAGUUGAUAAAACCAAGCACUCCAACUCCCCAAAACCUCAAAAACUACAAACUCUCAUUCAAAGACGAGCUCAGCCCUCCAUCAAACGUCGGCGUCGUCCUCUUCUACCGGUCGAAUCCGAAACAAGCCAACGUGCUCGAAGAAUCCUUGUCGGGAAUCUUGCCGCGAUUCUACCCUCUCGCGGGAAGAUACAUCAAGGAGGACUUCAGCGUUGACUGCGUUGACCAGGGCGCCGAGUUUGUGGAAGCGGUAGCUGAUGCGGACGAUGUGGAGGCAGACGAUCUUCUUCCGCGACAAGGGGACCGGUUCGCGGGCCCCACCGAUGCGCUGCUGUCGGUUCAGAUCACUGAGUUGGUGAAAUGCGGGGGCUUGGCUGUGGGCGUUAGUGUUUCGCAUAGGAUUUUCGACGCUUCUUCGAUUGGGACGUUUAUUGCGGCUUGGUCGAAUGCUAGCAAGAUUCUAAGGGGAGAAGAGGGGAUCAUUGUUGUUCCCACCUUUGAUCCUCAUUUGUUGUUUCCUGGUAAGAAACGAAGUUACUUUUCUGAAACGAAGCCAUCAGAAACCACCACCACCAUCGUUUCAAAGCGUUUCUCAUUCAAAAAGGAAUCAAUAAAAAACCUGAGAUCAAAACUGAACCCAAAAGAAACCUUCUCGAAGGUUCGUCUCGUCUCCGCCGUCAUCGCCAAGGCCUUAAUCCGCAUCGACGCAACGAAACACAGCCGCCCGAGGCCUUCCCUCAUCAUUCAGGCCGUAGACAUGCGGCCGAGAACCGCCCCUCCUCUCCCCAAACACUCAUGCGGAAACCUCGCUUUGCACGCCGUGGCAAAGUGUCCGCACGGUGCGGCCGGUUUGGGACUCGAAGAAAUCGCAUGCGUGAUGAGCGACGCCAUCGAAAAGACUGCUUCCGACUGCGAUAAAUUGGCGUCUCGUGGAUACGAGGAGGUGGUUAUCGAGGCGGAGGCGGGUCUGAUCGAAGGGCUGAAGAGCUCGGAGGUGAAUGAUUUGUGGUUUAGUGAUUGGAGUAGGUUCGGGUUGUACGAUGCGGAUUUCGGGUGGGGGAAGCCGGUGUCGGUGGGGAUGGCGCGGGUGCCGUAUGAGAGGGUGACGGUGCUCGUGAAUGAUAGAGAUGGUGGUGGGAUUGAGGCGUGGGUUCAUUUGAGUUUAGAUGAUAUGGUUUGCUUCGAGGAAGAUGAUGAAAUUAAAUUUUAUAGUACUCCUAAUAUAUAA